AUGGCGGCCAUGACAACGACAUCCGCCUCUGCAGGCCUGUUGCCAGCAGUCUCCUCAGUUUGCCUCAAGGACGAGAGCCUUUCUGUUGCCUCCUCUUUCACUCCGCUAAUGUCCACUCAGGCGGGAAUUUUCGGGAAUUCUCUUCGCCAGCGGUCUCGAAAUGCUUCGCGCAAAGCAGGUUCCCCAAAUCAUGGAGCCCUUCAGGUUGCUGCGAACACAAGCGCUUCAAGCGAUUCUGAGAAGGCUCGGCUGGAGGCGAUGGUGGAGGAGAACGCGCGGCUGAAAGCGCGCCUGGCGGAGCUGGAGGGGGCGCUCUCGCUGGCCAUGCAGGGAGGCGGCGCUCCUGGCUCGCCUGCUGUUGCCGCUGAUGUGGCAACAGCAGCAGCACCAGCCUCAUCAUCUGUUGAAGUUAUAGAAGAGGCCGUAGGAACAGCUCAGAAAAGACAAGCUGUGCCAGCCACUGCCGCCCAGCAGAUUAUCUGGCCGUCUCCCCAGGAGGAGCUGCCGUUUUGGAUGCGCUGGCCAACCAGUGAAGGAUACGUGGCAGCAGCAGGGGUGACGAGCAGCGGGUCAACAGGGGACGGAGUGGUGGGAGAGAGGGACUCGGAGCGCAUUCACAUUGUGCACGUGACUGCAGAAAUGGCUCCCCUGGCGAAAGUCGGCGGCCUUGGGGAUGUGGUAACAGGUUUAGGCCGAGCCUGUCUGGCGCGGGGCCACACGGUGGAGGUGAUGCUGCCAUUUUAUGAGUGUCUGGACACCAAGCAGAUCGCCAACCUGCAGCUCAAGCGCUCUUUCGGCUCCUACUUCAAGGGCGACUGGGUCGGCGUGGAGGCGUUCAGUGGGGAGAUCUCAGGCGUGCCAGUGGUGCUGCUGAAGCCUGAGAACCACUUCUUCAGGGGAGGGCGCAUCUACGGCGGCUCCUACAACGAGCUCGAGGCCUACCUCUUCUUCAGCCGCGCCAGCCUCGAGUUCCUGCAGGUGACAGGAGCGCAGCCGGACAUUCUGCACGUCCACGAGUGGCACACAGCAGCGGUCGCACUGCUGUACUGGGACAUGUACCACCAGCUCAACCUGCAGAAGCCACGCCUGAUCCUCACCAUUCACAACAUGGAGCACCAUGGGGAGUGCAGAUGGGAGCAGCUGGACAUGUGUGGUCUGGAUGGACAAUCAUACCUCGACACCGAGAAGGCCAUGGAUGACCGCACAGUGGGGCACAAUCCUGAGAGGCUGUCCAUGCUGAAGGGAGGGAUCGUAUACUCCAACAUUGUCACCACCGUGAGUCCAACCUAUGCCAGCGAGACUCUCUGCAAUGGAUGGCUUUCCAACACGCUUCUCAAAUACCGCACCAAGUACUUUGGUGUGCUGAACGGGAUCGACACGGAGAUGUGGGACCCGCAAACCGACCCCCAUCUGCCCGCCCAUUUCUCACCCACCAGCCUGGCAGGCAAGAUGCUGUGCAAGCACUAUGUGCAGAGGGGACUCGGCCUCACACCUGAAAUAACACCCGAGGCUGCAGAGAAGCUUGCAGCUGAUGCGUCAGCAGGGCCCGUGGCUGACUCGGCGCUGACUCAGCUGGUCACAGGGGAGCGGUCCCCAUUGGUGGUGUGCGUGACUCGUCUGGUGGCCCAGAAAGGCAUUCACCUGAUUCGCCACGCCAUCUACCAGACACACAAAUACGGCGGGCAGUUCAUUCUGCUUGGCUCAUCGCCCGAUGGCCGAGUGCAGGGAGACUUUGUCAAGAUCGCAGAAGAGUUCCAAGAUGGCGGCAGUGUUCGUCUUGUUCUUACGUACAGUGAGAGCCUGGCUCACCAACUGUUUGCGGCGGCGGAUAUGGUCCUCGUGCCCUCCAUGUUCGAGCCGUGCGGACUCACCCAGAUGAUCGGCAUGCGCUACGGCACUGUGCCGGUGGUGAGGCGGACAGGGGGACUAGCCGACACAGUCUUUGAUGUGGACGAUGGGGGGAACAAAGAGAAAGCUAAUGGCUUUGUGUUUGAUGGAAUCGGUGAGGACGCACUCGAUUCAGCCCUCUCUCGCGCUGUCAAGUACUACAAAGACCGCCCUGAGUGGUGGCAGCAGCUGACGUCUACAGUGAUGAGCAUCGACAACAGCUGGAACAAGGCUGCUAAGGAGUAUAUCUCUCUCUAUGACAGCAUCAGAGCGCCGCCUGCGCCGACUAGAAGUAGUACCCAUUGCCCCUGUGCCGCGCCGCGCCGUCCCCCCUCUAAAGCGUCGCAGCGCCACGCUCGUCCCAUGCGGCCAUCUCUCUUCACUCACCACCCCCCGUCCGCCACCCCCUUCAAAUCCUCUGCCUGCUUCCGCGCGCAGGCGUGCAGCGCGCAGCAGCAGGGCGGAGCGGCGCAGCCGGGGGCGAUGCUGGCGGGGUUCGAGUACCCGGAGCACGUGUGCGGGGCGGCGUGGCGCGACGAGUACGCGCAGCUGCACGCGCGCAUCAGAGCCGCCAGCAGAGACGCAUGGCGGGCGCGACAGCCGCCAGCCACCCCGCCUCCGCCUGCCGCGCCGCCGCCUCCGCCCGCUGCGCCGCCGCCACAGCCAGCUGAUCCGCUGCGCAGGCGCCUGGCGGACGGCUCUCCCCCCGCCGUGGAGCCGGCGGGCGCCGCGGCGGUGCGGUUCCUGACGUACGACUGGUACGGGUCGUGCGGCGGGCUGGGCGACUACCUGAUCGGGCUCGUGUCGCUCUUCCCCGCCGCGCUGCUCGACCGCCGCGCGCUGGUGGUCGCGCAGCCGUGCAUGCACGCCGCGUUCCGCUCGCCGCACAUCGACACCGCGCUCUCCCCGGACGUGCCCAUGGGGGGGCGCCCGCUGCUGCGCGCCACGCCUGUGGACGCCACCGCCACCGCCACCGCCACCGCCACCGCGCGCGACGGCGACGGCGCCAGCGCCGGCGACGGCGGCGGUGCCGACGUGGAGUGGCACGCUCCCCCGUGCGAGCGGCUGGAGGGCAACCUGGGCGCCGCCGCGGAGGUGCGCGCGGACAGCAACAGCAACAGCAGUGGCGGCGGCGGCGGCGUACCAUGCUUGGACCUGCUGCGGCACACGUUUGAGAUGGAGGCGCUGCAGCAGCUGAGCGCGCUGAGCAACUACCGCGUGCGGUACAACAAGGGCAUGCUCAUCACCACUCUCCUGCGCGACCAGGGCCCGUGGGCCGCCGCGUUGCGGCAGCUGGGCUUUAAGGUCGCGUACGGCUUCGGGUGCAUACUCCGGUUCCUCUUCAGCCCGCGGCCAGAGGUGUGGCAGCUGUUGGUGGGGAUGGAGGAGCAGGCGUGGGGAGAGGGCGUGGUGCGAGUGGCCGUGCACGUACGCGUACCAGACCGUGAGGUGUGGCAGAAUGAUGGCAUGACGGCCCAGAACAUGACGCAGCAGCAGUUGGACGAUCUUCUCGGCAAGGCCAACAGCACACUGCAGUGCGCCCAGAAUGAUGGCAUGACGGCCCAGAACAUGACGGCACAGCAGCUGGAAGACCUACUCGGCAAGGCCAACAGCACACCGCAGUGCGCCCAGGGGGGGGUGGAGGAAGAUCACAUCACAGAAUUCUCAUUCCCCUUCCCUGUCUCCCCGUCCCCAUGGGAAGGGGACCGGCCUCCUCUCCCCCGCCUCUCACUUUUGGCAUGGCAGGCAGUGGAGGAGUACUGUACUGUGGUGGAGGAGUUCUGGUACCCGCCUCCCGUGAAGGUGAAGUGGAUUAUCAUCACCAACUCUCACCUGCUCAAGCAAGCGCUUAAAGCCAAGUACCCACACAAGGUGGUGGCCACAGACUUCAUCCCCUGGCACUCCGCCCAAGCCACGCAGCACGAAAACACAGAUUUCCAAUCAUCAUCUUCACCGGCUGAGCGUGACGCGGCGCAGCGAGGCCUGCAGCACUUCAGGGAAACAGUGGCGGAGUGGGCGCUCAUAGCAUCGUCUCACUCCUUCAUCAUUCCAGCCUCGGGGUUCUCGCGCACUGCUGCGCUCUACGCCCUGCGCCCACUCGACAUCUACGUGCCGCCUCCUCUCAACCCUCCCAAGGCUGCUGAGAAUCCUCAAAAGCAGCCUCCUCCCAGCGCCUGCGACCCCGAGAAGCCCGCAGCCAUCGAUCGCUUAGGAGUCACCUGGAGUGGCAUCUAG
Molecule: messenger RNA, 4122 nt
Organism: Closterium sp. NIES-65
Lineage: Eukaryota; Viridiplantae; Streptophyta; Zygnematophyceae; Desmidiales; Closteriaceae
Source: the annotation of a GenBank genome assembly